GUCAUGUAUGGAACACUAGUUUCCAUUAUAGUUCUACGAUCUGUUUAUAUAGUAUUAUGGGUAUACCCAUGGCUUAGAGGUCUAGGCUAUACAUCUUUAACUGUAUUUUUAAUGGGAUUUUUUCUCUGGAAUGUGGACAACAUUUUCUGUGAUAAAUUGAGAGCACUACGAGAGAAGAUGCCUCCUGGGGUGGGAGCUGUGACACAGUUUCAUGCAUGGUGGCAUAUUCUCACAGGCCUGGGUUCUUACCUUCACAUCCUGCUAAGUUUAUACACAAGGACACUUUUCCUGAAACAUAGGCCAAAGGUGAAGUUUGUUUUUGGAAUAUGGCCUGUUCUUCUUGUGGAGCCACCCAAGAAGCUUUGACUGAGCACUGGGCAGUCGCAUGUGAUCACCUAGCCUGGCUGAAUAAAGCAUUUCAACAGUUACUGUGGCUGAAGUGUCAAAAUUAUGGAUCACUCCAAGCACCAUUGCUAUAAAAGGACUUCUCGGUGUUACUAGGCCCAUCAGCCGGAACAGAGCAAAGAGUUGGCACACUAGGGGAAUAGUGUUUAGUACAGCUUUAUUCUAAGUUGUUGAAACAAAGAUUGACUCAAUAUUUUUAUGUAUAUACUGUAUAGCUGAUGAUACCGAGAUAAUAUUUCGUGCUGGUCACAGAAAGCUAACCAUUUUGAAGUGAAUUGCAUAUGUUUUUUCAUUCAGUUUUUGUUCUUUCUGUGGUGUAAACUAAUAUUAGUAACUGAAUGACAAAACUGGGCCAUUGAUGGCCAAGCUAAGCAUUUGUGUGGCCUACAGUGAACUGAAUGCUUAACCCAAACUAUUUUAAUCUUGCACUUUUAUACAAUUAAUGAAGUAUGUAAUGGUUGAUUUAGGACUUCCUUCUAUCUUGCUUUUCCAUAGCCUCCUUUGCAAUUUAUAUUUUAAGAAAAAUGGUUGGGAUCCCUAUCUCAUUUAGUUCAUUUUGUACCAAGCUUC
Acanthisitta chloris (rifleman) is the source of this 975-nucleotide messenger RNA. Its product is annotated as alkaline ceramidase 3-like. Lineage: Eukaryota; Metazoa; Chordata; Aves; Passeriformes; Acanthisittidae. The transcript is spliced from 5 exons. The record is from RefSeq and is a predicted model, not a curated record. Gene Ontology annotation, cellular component: endoplasmic reticulum membrane. The annotation marks the transcript as partial. Gene Ontology annotation, biological process: phytosphingosine biosynthetic process; ceramide metabolic process.